GUUCGGAGUUUCGGGGCACGCGACACAGAACGCCAGCAGCUGUCCUAAAGCGAAAACCAAACCAGACCACCAGACUACCAGACUACCAUACCACAUUGCAUCCAGUCACCUUUAAACAUUCGGGCUGAAAGGACACCCACAAGUUUCGAUCCACCUACGAGAGUCCAAAGCACAAACCCCCACGAAAUGGCUGCCUUGAGUUUCAGCCCACCGCCCAAGGACACCAAGGAGAACCCCCCGCCGGGACUCAAGGGCACCCUGAAGCCCUUCGGCAAGAUCACCGUCCACAAUGUGUUGAGUGAGAGUGGCGCCAAUGCGUUGCAGCAACACAUCGCCAAUCAGAACACGAUCAUCCGCAAGAUCCGUGACUUUGGCAUGUUGGGUGCGGUUCAAAGUGCGGUGGCCAAUUCGGCCAGCACCACACCGAUUCCCAGUCAAAGGAAGAGACCCCUCGGAGAGUCCAAACAGAACCAGCAGAAUCAGCAGAAUCAGCAGCCAAGUAAAGGUUCAGCUGUGCCGGCCAAGAAAAGCAAAGUGGCCAAGAAGUCGACGCUGGAGAAGGCCAGUCCAAAGCCACCAGUUAUAUCGCAGAACGCCAGUAAGUCCAGCCUAGGCGAGCCAACCUUGGGCACGCCGGGAAGGAAGGGGUUGCCCCUGCCACAGGCGGUGGCACGCAGAAAUGCCCGGGAACGCAAUCGCGUCAAGCAGGUCAACAAUGGAUUCGCCCUGCUCCGCGAGAAGAUACCCGAGGAGGUGUCCGAGGCCUUCGAGGCGCAGGGGGCGGGACGGGGGGCCAGCAAGAAGCUGUCCAAGGUGGAGACCCUCCGCAUGGCCGUGGAGUACAUCAGGAGUCUGGAGAAGCUGCUCGGCUUCGACUUCCCACCGCUGAACAGUCGGGGUGGCAAUAGUUCCGGCUCCGGCGACGACAGCUUCAUGUUCAUCAAGGACGAGUUCGACGGCCUGGACGAGCACUUCGAUGACUCCCUGAGCAACUACGAAAUGGAGGAGCAGCAGCAGGCCCCCACUUUGUCAGUCGAAGAUCACAGCCAGAAUCAGAAUCAUAAUCAGAAUCAGAAUCCCUCCGAUCUUCUGCCCAGUUUGACUACCCUAAAUGGGAUGCAGUACAUCAGGAUACCGGGCACGAAUACCUAUCAACUGCUAACGGCUGAGUUAUUGGGCGAUUUGAGUAGUCAGCAGGAACAAGCAGCUGCCGCUUCGCCCGUGCCACAAAAGGGGGCACGAAGUCCCUGCUCAUCGCCAGUUUCACCUGUCGCCUCGAAUGAGUUGCUCUUGCAGGCGUGUGCCGCCCAGCUGCAACAGCAACUGAUCAAACAGGAAUACUCCACCAGCAGCAACAGCAACAUCAACAUUAACAGCAACAACAUCAGCAGCAACAGCAGCAACAUCAACAGCAACACCAGCAACACAUUGAGCUCCCCGCAGCAACAGCAGGUCCAAAUCCUCGGAUCCUCACCCAUUUUGCCCGCUUUCUACGACCAGGAACCCGUGAGCUUCUACGACAAUGUAGGACUGCCCGGUUUCAAGAAGGAGUUCAGCGAUAUCCUGCAGCAGGAGCAGCCCAACAACAACACCGCUGGUGGCUGCCUCUCCGACGAGAGCAUGAUCGAUGCCAUUGAUUGGUGGGAGGCACAUACGCCCAAGUCCGAUGGUGCAUCCACCAAUCUGUCCAUGUAGUCCACUCACCAAACUAGAGCUUUUGAAGGACCUCAAAAAAGGUGUCUUAUAUUUUGAUCAUUUAUAGACUACUUUUAGACAUCUUUCAAAGUGAUUCAAGAGUCUGGAAAGUUUCGUGGCACCACUUAAGUCCAAAGUUCUAAUCGAAAUCUCUAGAGUUAUUGAAACAACUGUACAAAUAGUGUAAAAAGCUAUUUUCAAUUUCUGUGGCACCUUUUAUAUCAAAAAUUGUAUCGAAACCUGUUAAUCUAAAAUAUGAUCUAAAAAAGUCAUAUAAUUAAUUGAAAAACACCCACCAAACUUAAGGUUUCAAAAUAGUAUUUAGCCUACUUUUAGACACCUUUUAAGUGAUUUCAAAACUCUAAAGAUUUCUGUGACACCCCAAGUGUAUAUCCACAGUUUUUUUUAAAUCAAGCCUUGACUGAGUCAUUGUGUAAAUAGCAACUAUAAAAAAACAAAAAGGAAUCUAAGAACAAAAGCGAAUAUGAAAGUCAUCUAGUGAUAAAAACCAAAUCGAAAGCCCCUAAAGACCCAACCACCAAAUAGUUAACCUGAUAAAGAGCUAAAUGUUGAGCCAGUCCUAGUUUAUAAUAUUUUACCCACUUUAAUGUAUUUUUUUUCAAUGUGCUUACUUAAGAACCCCAUUUUUUUCAUAGAUUUAAUUGUACGAAUGUUGAGUUGA
Drosophila rhopaloa is the source of this 2377-nucleotide messenger RNA. RefSeq names its product achaete-scute complex protein T8 (gene ase). Gene Ontology annotation, molecular function: RNA polymerase II transcription regulatory region sequence-specific DNA binding; protein dimerization activity; DNA-binding transcription factor activity, RNA polymerase II-specific. Gene Ontology annotation, biological process: developmental process; regulation of transcription by RNA polymerase II. NCBI's taxonomy places the organism in Eukaryota, Metazoa, Arthropoda, Insecta, Diptera, Drosophilidae. The record is from RefSeq and is a predicted model, not a curated record.